UUCGAGCAUCAAACACUGCACUUUCUACUACAACAUACACAUUUAUGAACCUACUGCACGUCAACGAGUCGAGGUGAUUAUUUGUUACACAGAUUCAUGAUGGUCAACGUAGUCUAAGCAUGAAGAACAGUCAGAAGCAAGCUGAAAACAUACCACACAUCAGCCCGGACAUGCAUACCCGUCAAGGGGCCUGCUGGAUGUCACCCCAUGCCGCUUCGUCACGCACGAGCCAGACCCUGCGCAUGUCCGCACAGAGGAGGCACGCCGGCACAAGUAUGCUGUGUCGUCACAUUGCGCUAGCAUUAUGGCUGUGUCAGGCAGGGGCCGUGGACUGUGGCAAAAUGUGUACCGAAGGUGAACGGAAGUGCAUUCAUCUCGCAGGUAUUCUCGCCACAAGCACACUCGUUGUGCGCACCGACUCGCGAUUUGACGGACACGAACUUCUCGUUUCAAGAGCCCGCGCUCGUAAUCACUUUGAGGUCAGCUGCCUUCGCCAGCUGGACGACCGUCGCGCAGACAUGUCCCACUGCGGCGGUGACAAAAGUGGUAUUGCGCGGACUUUUGCCAGGUGUGCUGUGCCGUCGUGCCUGCGCGUACGAGACGUCAGUUCGAGUGCUCUUCUACGCACAGGUUCUGUGGAGAGUACAUGGCACGGCAAUGGAUGAGCUAGCGUAGGAGACAAGUUGAGUCGUGAGGUGAGCGUUCAGACGUUGAAAGACA
Rhodofomes roseus is the source of this 720-nucleotide messenger RNA. RefSeq lists its product as uncharacterized. The record is from RefSeq and is a predicted model, not a curated record. The transcript has 3 exons. NCBI's taxonomy places the organism in Eukaryota, Fungi, Basidiomycota, Agaricomycetes, Polyporales, Fomitopsidaceae. The coding region runs from base 120 to 665 and encodes 181 amino acids.